Messenger RNA from Jaminaea rosea, 2378 nucleotides. Its product is annotated as MFS general substrate transporter. The transcript has 3 exons. Gene Ontology annotation, molecular function: transmembrane transporter activity. Gene Ontology annotation, biological process: transmembrane transport. Lineage: Eukaryota; Fungi; Basidiomycota; Exobasidiomycetes; Microstromatales. The record is from RefSeq and is a predicted model, not a curated record. Bases 489 to 2378 code for a protein of 629 amino acids.
CAAGCAUCCGGCGGUCGAAUAUCACUACAGAUCGACGACCGUCGGCGCCUGCCGAUCUGACUGAGCAACCACGCAUCGGCUCAUCGGCACUGCACGCGCGCACGCGGAGGGGGGCUUGAGAAGCGGCGGCGGGGUGAGCUGACAACUCCUCGAGUCACUGCAUAGCGAGCGAGAAUCUCUGUAAGAUGAUGAUCAAAGGUUGUCGCCAUUUGACUUCGCUCCUUUAUCCUCACACAUAAGCCCAUCAUCCAUCCGCUGGUCGUCCAUUCAUCCUCCUCCCCAACCACCCACCCCCACGCCAGUCGGCAAGAGAUCGAUUCGAUCGAUCCAUCGAGGGCGACCCUUCGUCUGCCGUCAUCGUCCUCCCACUUCCCGGCGCAAAGCUACUCUUCAGCCGCAGGACACGCUCUAAAGGCAGAACGGCGGUGCAAGCUACAUAAGGCGUCUACUUUCGACCGGCAGAACCCCUGCUUCACCCUCACAUCAAAAUGUUGGCCAACUCUCGCGAUUCAGCAUCUGCGCCACCCUCACCGGUGGAUGACACGCGCGACUCGCCCAUCUCAGCUGCGUCCACUGUAGCGGAUGGGGAUCGCUCAACUACCCCAGCGCACAAAGCCGAGCUCGAGCCCGCGGGCAAAAAGAAGGAGCAUUGGCUGGAGAAGGACGUUCAUGUCAUUCCCAAGAACAAUCUCCUGGUCGUCUUCUCAGCCUUGAUGCUCUGCGUCUUCCUCGCCGCUCUCGACCAGACGAUUGUAUCCACCGCUCUGCCUACAAUUGCCUCCGAUUUGCGCAUGGGUGCUGCGGGUUACUCGUGGGUGGGGACGGCCUACCUCUUGACUUCAACGGGGAUGAUCCCGCUCUAUGGUCGACUGAGCGACUUGGUCGGGAGGAAGCCUCUGUUCUUCUUUGCGAUCAUCGUCUUCCUCUUUGGAAGUGGAAUGGUCGCCGCAGCCCAAAAUACCAUCUGGAUCUGCGCGUGCAGAGGAGUGCAAGGGAUCGGUGGUGGUGGGAUCAUCGGGCUUGUGCAAGUUGUCACAUCAGACAUCGUACCAUUGCACAAGCGUGGCGCCUUUCAAGGACUCUUUGGUGCCGUCUGGGGUGUGGCCUCCGUACUGGGCCCCCUUAUUGGUGGCGCAUUGGCUGACUUGCCCAACACCGGGGGCGCAUCGUCGCUGGGAUGGCGUUGGGCGUUUCUCCUCAACGUGCCCCUCGGGGCUGUUGCGCUCGUCAUUUUGUACUUCAAGCUCAACCUCAACCCAGUGGAAAAGCGCAGUGUCAAGCAAGUAGUCAAGGAAUUCGACUGGAUCGGCUGGGUACUUCUCCUGGCCGCCAUCGUCAUCUUUCUGUUUGGCUUCUCUCAAGCCGAGACUGUAGGCUUCAAUGCCGCGCAGACAAUCGCGCUCAUUGUAGUCGGCGCCGUCCUCUUCCCCGUUGCAGUCACUUGGUCCUUCUUCUGCCAACGGCUGUUCCCUAGCGUCCGGCCCAUCCUCCCACCACGCGUCUUCCGUACGCGAACAACCACCUUCAUCCUUAUGACAGUCCUCCUGCACGGCUUUGCAUUCUUUGCCGUAACGUACGAGCUGCCGAUCUACUUCCAGGCAGUCAAGGGCGCAAACCCGACCCUCUCUGGCGUCUACAUGCUCCCCUAUGCCUUGAUCGGCAGCAUCGUCUCGGCGGUAUCUGGCAUCACAGUCGUAAAGCUCAAGAAAUGGCGACCCGUUUUCUGGUACGGAUGGACAAUGAGCGUUCUUGGAUACAGUCUUAUGACGCUCAUCGAUGGCGAGUCGAGCUGGGCCGAAAUAGAGUGCACGACGGCGGUUGCUGCACUAGGGUACGGCGCCCUUUUCCAGGUACCUCUCCUGGGGAUGCUCUCCGCCAUGCCCACCAGCGAGCAAGCAGCCACCACCUCCACGCUGGCGCUCGUACGAUCCAUGUCCGGCUCAAUGGGCAUCUCCGUUGCCGGUGCCGUCUUCAAUGCUCGAGCAAAGGAGCUCACAGCCAACAUACCAGGGUAUGACACCCCCUCCAAUCCUUCGGCAGACCUGCGCGGCCUCGUAGACAUUCAGCCGCCCUCGCUCAGCCGUGAAGUCAUCCACGAGUACGGCAAGGCUCUCAAUCUCGUCUGGAUUGUGCUUGCGCCCAUCGUGGCCGCGGGCUUCUUAUUCUCCCUGCCUGUCAAAUCGUACAGUUUGAACAGGCAGAACCACGCGGAGGAGAAGCAGAGGGAGGAUAAUGUAGAGGAGAUGCAAGUCACCGAGGCCGCCGCUGGUGGCGCAGCGGCGCCGACGAAGGAGCAAGAUCAUGUGCCGACGCGAGAGGUGGAAGAGGGGCCCAAGACGCCGGCUGCUACUCGUAAUGGGGAGGGUCCGAACGCUUAG